Durusdinium trenchii is the source of this 762-nucleotide messenger RNA. The record is from the annotation of a GenBank genome assembly. NCBI's taxonomy places the organism in Eukaryota, Dinophyceae, Suessiales, Symbiodiniaceae.
CAUCCCCCCCACCUCAUCCCUGCACGUCCCACGGGGUUUCGCACGGGCCGCGCCAUGGAUCCCAAGUGUCGACGCCUGGAUCUCUCGCAGCUCCGAAGCGUGGAGGGCGAGGCGGAGUGGAAGAUGCUGGACGCCGGCCGCAUGCGGGCUCACUAUCUCAGGCGCGGCGCGGCAGCGCGUGGCCAAUGCGAAUGCCAACACUUCCACUUGCCGGGCUUUCCGGAGGUUGAUUUCACGUGCCCUCGGGACCACCGGCCUCCAACCGGCCGGUUCAUGCUCUACCCCAUGGGCCUUUGCCUCCACAUGGAGUCCAGUGACGAGCACAGCUCGGGCUCGCGCAGCGCUGCGGUCGCUCGGAGUGUGGUCUUGGGACUUCACGUGAGCGGCCCCGGCUGUGAGGGCGUGGGCUUUGAGGUGCGUUUGCACCUGCGGCUGCUCAGUCGCGCGGCGGCCUUGGCGGAAGCGGUGGAAGAAAAGGCCCUGGCAGGCACUGGGCGUGUGUCAUGCGAAAGUCUUUGGCCUGAGGGUGUGGAUGUGUGCCAAUGCAGCUGCCAUGUGCUUGCGGCACCUCCACCCUGUGGCGACCCAGUGCUCCGGCUCUCCACCGUUUGGCAACCUCAGAAGGAGGCCGACUCCGAUGAGGACAUCGAACGUUUGGAUGGGGAUGACGACGAGUAGGAGUGAGACGGGGCCAGACUUGCCAGACUUGCCAGGCGGGCAGAUUGAAUGAUGCUGAGGGUUUAUGGGUUUAUGGGUUUUCUU